This is a messenger RNA of Candidula unifasciata, 1301 nucleotides long. Lineage: Eukaryota; Metazoa; Mollusca; Gastropoda; Stylommatophora; Geomitridae. The record is from the annotation of a GenBank genome assembly.
CUCCGUUCUUCUGUUCUCAAAGGUUUGUUCUGGUGUUUAUGGCCUUCCUUGGAAACCUGUUUGUGUACACGCUGAGAGUGAACCUCUCUGUGGCCAUCAUGUGCAUGGUGCGCAGCGACGAGGGCCAGUCCAACCUGACACUGUCGGCCAAUGUCACAGCUGCCAAUAUCAGCAGCAGUUCUUGCGGCGAGAGCGCUGGUGAUCGGGCUCGAUCAGUUUCUAAUGAGCGUGCUGAGUUUGACUGGGAUAAACGCACCAGAUCCGAGCUACUGGUCAUGUACUUUUACGGAUACAUCUUUUCACAAAUACCAAGUGGUUGGAUGGCAUCACGAUAUGGAGGGAAGCAACUAUGGAAUGUCUGCAUGUUGAUCAGUGCCAUCUGUGCCAUUGUGACGCCAAUCAGUGCCAGAACUCAUGUGUACUUGGCUUACGCUGUACGGUUCAUUCUUGGUCUUGCUGCGGGUGUUACAUUCCCCUGUGUGCAUGCACUGCUGGGACAAUGGGCUCCGCCUUUUGAAAGAAGUAAAAUGGCAUCAGUGACAUUCGCAGGACCGUUGGUGGGAAACAUCGUCACCUUCUCCAUCUCGGGCGUCUUGUGCGAGUACGGCUUCGACAAUGGCUGGGGAUCCAUAUUUUAUCUGUCGGGUAUUUUCAACUUGUUAUGGGUGGUUGCCUGGCACUUACUUGUAGCUGAUACUCCAGCUAAACAUCCACGUAUUUCUGCGAAGGAGAGACUCUACAUCCAGACAUCUAUUGGGAAAGGCGUUGCCAAAAAGGUGCAGCGAGUGCCUUGGUUAAAAAUGUUCACCUCUGGACCACUGUGGGCUGUGAUUGCUGGUCAUCUGUGCAACAACUACGUUACUUAUACCCUUCUCACUUCGUUGCCAAUCUUCAUGAAAGAAAGCCUCAACUUUGAUAUCAAACAGAAUGGAGCGCUGUCAGCACUGCCCUACUUAUGUCAGUUCGUGGCCUCUUUAGGGGUCGGUUAUAUGGCGGAUUUGUUGCUCGAACGAGGUUUCUUGACCACUAAAAGUGUUCGCAAGUCUUUCCAGUGUUUCUCUUUCGUAGGGACUGCCGUGUGUAUUGCUUGUGUUGGACUAAUGAACUGUGAGAUGCGACAGUUGGCGGUGGCUCUGCUGUGUUCGUGUACCAUCUUCAUGAGCUUCAACCGGGCUGGCUAUAACGUCAAUCAUUUGGAUUUAGCUCCAAGUUACGCUGGGGUGUUGUUUGGCAUCACCAACACUGCAGCAACUAUACCUGGCAUGGUGGCUCCGUUGAUAGCAGGAAUUCUAACCCCUAAC